Molecule: messenger RNA, 6103 nt
Organism: Acanthopagrus latus (yellowfin seabream)
Lineage: Eukaryota; Metazoa; Chordata; Actinopteri; Spariformes; Sparidae
Gene: peds1a
Exons: 6
Coding region: 1564-2418 (284 amino acids)
Source: RefSeq, a predicted model, not a curated record
CUGUCAGUUUAUGUGUGGGUGAAGUAAGAUGUCCAGAAUUCUCCUCAACACAGCCUCGAUCUGCCAUCAGUUCUGCAAAUUGGUGCGCCCCAGCUAACAACUGGCUAACUGCACAUCAAACACACACGCAGACUAUCACAAACAUCCCGUGUAAGAUGUGCCACUUGAUGAAUGCAAAGGUUUGGUGGAUCAGACAGAUGUUCAGAACUGGUGUGACUGAGCAACAACACACAGCAGCACAGUCACAGUGUUGUGGAGGAUAACAGCUGCACAGAGCUUCAGUCAUCGCGUAGGAGGAAUUUGGAGUGGCUUAUUUGUGCUCAACAUUAAACAGAGAAUGGGGCGUCCAUUAGUUCAGCUGGUAGAGUGGGUGUCCCAUGUACAGAGGCUUUGCCCUCAUUUCAGCGGCCCGGGGUUCGAUUCCACCCCCCACCCCACCUCACCCUGUCUCAUGUCAUCUCUGAAGCUGUUCUACCAAUAAAGCCAUACAAAGGCCAAAGAAAAUAUUUUAAAGAAACAAUAAACAGAGAAAAUAAGAAAGUAAUACAUACAGAAUGAGUCAAGAAACAUAAAUGUGAUCAUCAUCAGUAUCAUGUAUAAUAAAAGCGCUGAUAGUCUGAAGUAUAAAGAACAUUUGCAAUGUACUGAUGUAACAGUCAAAAGUCGUGUGUUAAUAUAUCACAUUGGGUGUGAAGGCUUCUGGUUCAUGCCCGUUCUCCUGGUGUGAGGUUUUGGUCCAUCAUUAUAUUUGGCUGCUGCAGGAGGUGCAUCCUCCGUGGAGCUUCGGUGGUGACUGAGUUGAUGUUCAGCUCCCGGUCAUGCUCUUGUGUGAUGAUGAGGACCAGGAAGCUGAAGGACUCCACAAUGUCAACUAUACAGACACAAAGGGUGAUGGGGGGCGGGUGGAAAUCCACUGUACAUACUUUUCUUUACUAAAAAACAAAGAGAGUUUGUUUAUUAAGUUUGUCUGAAGAUAGAAAAAAUCUCAGCCAAUAAAGAACUAAAACUACAUAGUGCUCCUUUAAUGUACACGUGUCACUUUCCACUUCAUAACAGAAUUUGACUUUUUCACAUCAAGACAUUUCAUGGUGUGACUUUGAGCACAUGUGUCUCUGCCGUUGAACUCAUCAGAGACUGAAGUCGGGGUACCGCUUCCACUUCAGAUCGGAGCUGUAACAUGCAGACGCUCCCUGACGCUGACGCGACGGCUGAACUGGAUGCGGAACUAAAGUUAGUUUAAGUGAAGCGGUGAGAGAUCAGCCGCUCGGAGAUCAGCCGCGGCCUGUCAGACGAGACGUCUCGGUGUGCCGUGAACUGACGGCGGCUCCUGGUCACGAGCCGCAGCGGACGGAGCGUGUGAAGUAGGUCUGUGUGUCAGCGCAGCUCCGUGCAUUUCCGGGUGGCACGAGUCUCCUCCGGUACACCCAGCUAGCAUCAGUCUGCUCAGCCUCCCUCCUCCGUCCAGCCACGAACCGAACCGGCACGUUUACCGACCGAGACACAUCUAUAAUUUAUGUCUCAUAGCUGAAAGCCAACGCGGGAGGGGGGCAGCGGGCAGGAGCUAUGGCGGCGUCGCUUCUCUCCGAGACCGACAUCAGGCACCGGUCCAUGGCGGAGGAGGAUCCGAACGGGAAUGAGCACGGGGCGGCCGCACGCAGCGCGGCGCCUCGCUGGGGACCGCAGCACGCCGGGGCCCGGCAGCUGGCGCGGCUCUACUCUCCCGGCAAGCGGCUCCAGGAGUGGGUGUGUGUGAUUCUGUGCCUCUUCCUUUUCAUCAUCAACUUCUCCUUCCUCCUCCUGCACUUCUCCACCGUCCACAUCUACAGGAUCGUCCUCGGCAUCGUCUUAGGAAUAGUGACGGCAGACUUUGCAUCAGGGAUGGUACACUGGGGGGCGGAUACCUGGGGAUCUGUGGACAUCCCUGUUAUUGGCAAGGCGUUCAUUCGUCCGUUCAGGGAGCACCACAUCGAUCCAACCGCCAUCACUCGCCAUGACUUCAUUGAAACCAACGGCGACAACUGUAUGAUCCCCAUCCUACCGCUGGCUCACAUGGCCUACAAGUUCCUAACAUACACACCAGAGGCCUUGGCGGCAUCCUAUCCCUGGGACUGCUACGUCUUCGCCCUGGCGGUUUUCGUGACGCUGACCAAUCAGAUUCAUAAGUGGAGCCACUCCUACUUCGGCCUCCCGCGCUGGGUCACGCUGCUCCAGGACUGGCAUCUAGUGUUGCCACGGAAACACCACCGCAUCCACCAUGUCUCACCGCACGAGACAUACUACUGCAUUACUACAGGUUGGUGUAACUUUCCACUCGACCAGCUGGGCUUUUGGAGGCGGAUGGAGCAGUUGAUUGAGCGACUUACGGGGCAGAAACCGCGAUCAGAUGACCUGGCGUGGGCCAAGAAGACUGACAGAUAAACACGCAAACACGUGGACGGAUGGGUUGACAGAUGGGCUUGCAGAUGCAGAUGCAUAGAAAUAGGACUUGGAAAAACACACAUGCACACACAUGCGCGCACACACACACACACACACACACACACACACACACACACACACACACACACACACACACACACACACACACACACACACACACUCACACACACAUACACACACUCAACUCAUGUCUCUGUGCUUCUUGCUUUUUUGCUAAAGAGCAAACAUCCAAAAAAACGUUUUUUGCAAAAACACAAAAAACAAAGAUGAUUCGAGAGAUUUCUGUUUGUGCUAGGGUCUAUAUGUCGAUGAGCUUUGAACGUACGAGGCGAACACAUGACGAGAGGGUCACACUGUAACGGCCUAUCAUCUAGUAGUCCUGUUUAACCAAUGAGGUGUGCUGGUGUUGUGGUGUGUAGGUGUAGGAGGUUUCUGGAGGUUGGGCUCUCCAGGAGUGACACCGUGCUGCCUGUCGCUGGCAGCUUCUUACACCACACACACAUACACAAAUGCACACACACACACACACAAACACACACACAUGCUUUCACACACUCCUGCACACAAACACAAAGUCUGAAAGUCAAAUGUUUAGUCACCGUCUUCUCCGAUUUCUUUGCGUCUGUCCGUAUUAUUACUGUUUUUGACUACUUACAAACCUCACCGCCCUCACGCUGUUUUCACACACAAGAAGGUGAAAAUCUGAUGAUUGUGUGCUUUAGUAUCAAGGUGUAGACAGUUCUGACUCCCCUCGUUUGUGCCUGUGCUUGAGGUAAGACUUGGUGGGGCAAAAAUGAAAAAAAAAAAAAAGAAAAGAGAAAAAAAGAACAGUUUUCUAAAAUACAUACUGUGGCUUCCGUAAUAACUUUUAUAGUACUGAUAUAAACACAUCAGCAGUCGACUUGCAGAUGCAUACUAACACACGUAGAACACUUUUGAAAAAUGCAUACAUACAACUACAACCAUUCAAGAUCAUGACGUCCAGUUUUGGUUUGCUGUUAUCGGCACUUCCUGUUCAUCCUAUCCUGUGUGCUUUGCAAAUAAUAAAACAUUUCUCAUUGAUCUUUCUGAACAGAAAGAUGCUUAUAGCUUCUAAUAAAAUGUCCAGUCCAGCUGCAAGAAAAUAUUUUACUGGUUAGUCUUUUAUGCAGUUAACACGUUCAAUUAGAGGCUUUUGUUCACAUUGUUUCUAAGUGAACUCUUACAGACCGCUCUAUUUCACCUUGAUCCUUUUGAACCUCCAUGAAAAUCAAAGAGGCAGUGACAGUGAAGCUGAAAUAGAACACCACAAGAAUGAGUCCAAAACGCCCCAAAAAUCACUUAGCGGUUUUGUCAAAGUCAAAGUCUUUGGGGUUUUUUUUUUUAAACACAAUUUCAGUUAAAUGCCUGAAAUAAUGUCUGUGGUUAACACAAACUUGAAAGAUUUUUGCGUUCUGUCCAACAACACAUAAUACAUCAGUGAAGUGUUUAUAUGCCUUUACAAAGGCGGUUGAAGUUGGUGUGGACCUUACACGUCUUCACAUGGAGUCUCAUCCACUCACAAAUCUGUCUGUAUGGGUGGACUUUAGUUUGAACUGAUCUGAUUCUAACUUUUAGAUCAAUUCAUAGUAAACUACACAGUGUACUUUGUUGAUAGCUGAACUACUGGCGAUUGUAUUUAAGUCAUUAAAGUUGUCUUGAUUUGUGAAGGUCAUCUUGCUGAAGCGAAUCUUAUCAUAAACUUGUAUUUGCCGCUGGGCUUAUUUUUCUGCAGUCAUCCAAAAUCCAAUAGAAAAAUCCCACAGGCUUUUCAUGGAGGGAACCAGGAGAUGCUAACAUCUGUGUUAGCAUAGAGCUAUAUGUCACCCCUGCAGCGCUCAAUUGUUAGUGGAGGUUUAGCAAGUUGAAGUAGGUUUAAAGCAAGUGGUGAAUGUGAGGAACUUGAACAAGUUCUUUCUUACAGGAACACGUUGACAGUUGGGGAAAUUAAAUGACUUGCUUUCUUGCCAGUGGUCUCAUAUCAGGAUGAUAAACAUGGGGCUACAGCCAGCUAGCUAAGCAUAAGACAGGAAACAGUAAGAAACAGCUAGCCUGUCCUCUGUUUUUCCCAUUGGUCCACCUCAGCUGGCAGCUACGACACAGUUGCAGUGGCUACAGUGUAAUACUUUGGCGCAACUCAGACCACCAACUCUCCAUCCACUUAAAGUGCUUCUUUUGCUACGCGUCUGAUAAACCCUUCUUCCUGCAACAAAUCUUGGGCCUUUUGGGUUCCUGUGUUUGUGGACAGUCAUGUUUAUUAAAUUCAUGAAGAAAUCAAAUCCUGUCAUUGCACUAAGCGAACUUAGCCAGCUACUGGUGACAACCUCAUGUUACUGUCAGUGUGAAUUCAUCUGUCUUCUUAUCAAACUCUCACCAAGAGGAAGCAAACAGGAAGUACAUUUCCCAAACUGUUGGACUAAAAUACAAAAACUAAGAUGGAAUGAAGAAAGUCUGGUAUUAAGUUUGGGUAGCAGGUUGAUAUUUAUAUAUAAACUAGAGUCUCCUUCUUUCCUUCUAACAUAAAGUGGCACAAAUGGAAGCAGAAGCUUCAGGGGACUUUCCUCACUGUAAUCGUGCCAUGGCUGCAGACAGAAAUAUAUCCAGCUCGAGUUCCUUUUCUUAGAGAAUGCUCGUGGCUGCCCUGAAGGCCGUAAAGUAAGUCCUACAUGUGUAGUUAGCAUUAGCUUUCCACCGCUGCACUGGAUGGCUCAGGGCAGGAAAAGCUUAGCUGGUCCCGCUGCCUGUCAAAUUUGACAUCGCUAAGAAUUUUAAUUCGGCUUUCAUUACUGAUAAGUUAAAUUCUUACAGUAUUGAUUUAGCUUGAAAAUAAUUUGUACCACAAAUAAACAUCUGCAGUCCUUUCAGCAACGGUUGCAGUCAUUAAAAAAUUUUGAACUCUUGAUUGGAAAAUGCUGCGUUCACAAAACCCACUGUGCUGCUUAUUUGACUGCAGCCGUGUAUACUAAACACACGACAACAACGCGUGUCACAAACCUUUAAGCCUGUAUCAGAGGGGCUCGCUGAAGAAAUGUUUGUGACAGCUGGUGUGAAAGGAAGAAGGGAAGAAAAUCUUGCACAAGAGAGACUAACACAUUAUUUUUCAUUAAAAUCUGGGUAUGAAGUACCACUGUCUCCAGUAUCUCAGACUUCUGUUUCAUAUGGUGACACAUGCACUUUAGUUGGCUGUUACUAACUCUGUACUAGAGUCUAGCUGCUUGACUUGUAGUUUAAAUCUAGGCUGGAAAUCCCUUCGGUCUCAGAAGGUCAAUAAUAACAGCACUUUAAUGUUUUACUGAGUAAAUGUCUAAAAAAAAAAAAAAAAAAAAAAGUGUCCUGCAAGCACACAUUCACACAAACAGAUGAAAUCACACAUCUCCCUCACUCACUCGCAUGCAUGCACGCACAUAAACAAAUCCUCUGAAUGCAGCCAUACACAAACAGACACACACACGCACACACCUGCUCUUUCUCACGUUGUGUUCUGUUGUUUUCUCUGGCUUUAUAAUUUUCUAUUUUUUUAAUCAAUGGAUCAAGCCUUGUAGAGUUCGAUUUUGACGUUCCAUUUUGCAGCUCAACGCUCGCUGCUCGUCUUGCCUUAAUGUUUUUAUCUGCUCUUUGAUUUAAAUAAAGGUUUAAUAACUCCAAA